Molecule: messenger RNA, 1602 nt
Organism: Symbiodinium pilosum
Lineage: Eukaryota; Dinophyceae; Suessiales; Symbiodiniaceae
Source: the annotation of a GenBank genome assembly
AUGACCGGUUUGGGCACCAAAUUAAAGCAAGCGGGUUAUGAAACUCAUUACAUCGGCAAAUGGGAUGCUGGCUGGGCCACUCCAGAACAUACUCCUCUCGGCAGGGGCUUCGACUCCUUUCUGGGCUUCUUGCAGGCUGAGAACGACUACUGGUCCAAAGACAGAGGGGAUUUGCAGUAUCUUCUGGACAUUUGCCUGAACAAGUUCCGCGACUUCUCUUAUUACAAUUCUACUUACCGCGGUGGGGUAAGUCCUGCAUUGGCCGCAGAGCUCGGUUGCAAUGCCACGCUCAUCAAGGACAAGCCCUUCAACGAGGUAGGUUGCGACAUGGAUAAUGAAAGCAAAUGUCUUCCGGACAGUUGCUAUGAAGAGGCCAUGUUUCUCAAGCAUGCCAAGCAGAUUUUAAAAAAGUUCGAUUUCAAAAAUCGUUCCAAGCCGCUCUUCAUGACCUUUGCGCAUCACUUGCCACAUGCUCCUAUGAACGUGCCGAAGUCCUUCCUGCAGAAGCUCGAUGAGCUGGUGUCUGCAACUGGUGUGCCCCAGAUAUUUCCGUGGACGUUGAAGCGCAAAAUCCUUUCUGCAGGUUUGCUCUACUUGGAUACGGUGGUUGGGGAGCUUGUGAGCGUCUUAAAGGAGCAAGGCAUCUAUGAAGAGACACUAAUUGUUUUUCUCUCCGACAAUGGUGCCGCUGCCAAUCUGCGCCAGAGCUCGCACAACUACCCGCUGAAAGGGGGCAAGUAUGCAGACUGGGAGGGGGGCUUGCGAACCAAUGCCUUUGUUUCUGGCGGGGCCAUCCCGCCUACUCACCGGGGCAACAAGUUCCACGGCGUGUUCCACAUUGCGGACUGGUAUGCAACUCUUAGCAGCCUGGCAGGCGUGGAUUAUGAAGACCAUGCCUCUGCAGAGGCGAACCAGCACUUGCUCGAGCAAGGUCUACCUCUGAUGGCACCAGUCGACAGCCGACCGCAAUGGCAGCAUCUUCUCAACGGUACCAAUGGGAGACCUGAUCCGCUGCUCUUGAGCGAUAAGACGGUCAUGAGGUGGCCCUACAAGCUUGUGACCGGAUCCCACAGGGGAAGUUUCUGGCCUGGCCCCGUCUGGCCCAUAUGCAACACCACAGAUCCGGUGGAACCCAACUUAGACGCCUUCGGUCAUGACGUGCCUUUGUACAACAAGUCUGAGAUGAAAAAGAGGACCUUUGUGGAGGACUGCGGUAGCGGCUGCCUCUUCAACGUGGACAGGGAUCCCAGGGAGCUGAUGGACCUUGCUGGGGAGGCCAGGUACUCAGCCGUGCUUGCCAGCCUCCAGCAGACCCUGGCGUCUUUGAAUGCCAAGAACAGCGAGGCGGCUACUGCUGAUGAGCCAGCAGUGGAAGCCUGCUUAAAGGCUGCAGAGAUGGGCGUGCUGGGGCCAUUUGCAUUUGCCGAGGACUUCUACCUGGCUGCGCCACAGCCGCCCUUGUCGAAGAUCCAGCAAGACAAGGAAGAAAUCCUGGAAGUGCAGGCAACCCUUCACAACGAACCGAGCCUUGGCACGUUUGUCGCAUACAAUGUCUUGCUACCUCACAUGAAGCCAGAUGUGGUCUGCUUGUCGGGCGAUUGA